AGCUGUGCUGCGGCUCGGGCGCCCGCGCUCGGCGCUGCUGUGGGCGAGCGGCCCCGAGAGCUCCCGGGGGGCAGCUGUGUGGUAGCGCUGUUGAAGAGCUGACCUGCACGGGCCAGAGAUGUGUGCUCACUGCUGCUCGGCGCCCAGCUUGGACCAGCUUCCUGCCAGCUUGAUCCCGUGCUUGGACUCCAAGGUGACCAUGGAGGCUGGCGGGCUGCCCCUGGAGCUGUGGCGCAUGAUCCUGGCCUACCUGCACCUCCCGGACCUGGGCCGCUGCAGCCUGGUGUGCAGGGCCUGGUACGAGCUGAUCCUUAGCCUGGACAGCACGCGCUGGCGCCAGCUCUGCCUCGGCUGCACCGAGUGCCGCCACCCCAACUGGCCCAACCAGCCCCACGUGGAGCCCGAGUCGUGGCGGGAGGCCUUCAAGCAGCACUACCUGGCCUCGAAGACGUGGGCCAAGAACGCCCUGGACCUCGAGUCGUCCGUCUGCUUCUCGCUCUUCCGCCGGCGGCGGGAACGGCGCACCCUGAGCGUGGGGCCGGGCCACGAGUUCGACAGCCUGGGCAGCGCCUUGGCCAUGGCCAGCCUCUACGACCGCAUCGUGCUCUUCCCAGGCGUGUACGAGGAGCAAGGCGAGAUCAUCCUGAAGGUGCCCGUGGAGAUCGUGGGUCAGGGCAAGCUGGGGGAGGUGGCCCUGCUGGCCAGCAUUGACCAGCACUGCUCCACCACGCGCCUGUGCAACCUCGUCUUCAUGCCCGCCUGGUUCUCCCCCUUCAUGUUCAAGACAACAUCGGGGCACGUCCAGUUUGACAACUGCAACUUCGAGAACGGCCAUAUCCAGGUCCACGGCCCGGGCACGUGCCAGGUGAAGUUCUGCACCUUCAAGAACACACACGUCUUCCUGCACAACGUGCCCCUGUGCGUCCUGGAGAACUGUGAGUUUGUGGGCAGCGAGAACAACUCCGUGACGGUGGAGGGUCACCCGUCGGCCGACCGGAACUGGGCCUACAAGUACCUCCUGGGGCUCAUCAAGUCUUCGCCCAGUCUGCUCCCCACCGAGGACUCGGACGCCCUGAUGUCCCUGGACCUGGAGAGCAGGGACCAGGCAUGGAGCCCCAAGACGUGUGACAUCGUCAUCGAGGGCAGCCAGAGCCCCACCAGCCCCGCCUCCAGCUCCCCCAAGCCCGGCUCCAAGGCCAGCUCCCAGGAGACGGAAGGGGGCAGCGACGGGGAGCGAGUGGCCCAGACCCCGGACAGCAGCGACGGGGGCCUGAGUCCCAGCGGCGAGGAGGAGGACGAGGACCAGCUGACCUACCGGCUGUCCUACCAAGUGCAGGGCCCCCGCCCGGUCCUGGGGGGCUCCUUCCUGGGCCCCCCGCUGCCGGGCGCCUCCAUUCAGCUGCCCAGCUGCCUCGUGCUCAACUCCCUGCAGCAGGAGCUGCAGAAGGACAAAGAGGCCAUGGCCCUGGCCAGCUCCGUGCAGGGCUGCCUCAUCCGUAAGUGCCUGUUCCGGGACGGGAAGGGCGGCGUGUUCGUGUGUUCCUAUGGCCGCGCCAAAAUGGAAGCCAACGUCUUCCGGAACCUGACCUACGCCGUGCGCUGCAUCCACAACAGCAAGAUCGUCAUGCUCAGGAACGACAUCCACCGCUGCCGGGCCUCGGGCAUCUUUCUGCGCUUGGAGGGAGGGGGCCUGAUCGCCGGCAACAACAUCUACCACAACGCCGAGGCAGGCGUGGACAUCCGGAAGAAGUCCAACCCACUCAUCCUGUGCAACCAGAUCCACCAUGGCCUGCGCUCUGGCAUCGUCGUCCUCGGCAACGGGAAAGGUGUCAUCAGGAACAACCAGAUCUUCUCAAACAAGGAGGCUGGCAUUUACAUCCUAUACCACGGGAACCCCAUUGUGAGUGGGAACCACAUUUUCAAGGGCCGUGCGGCGGGCAUCGCGGUGAAUGAGAACGGCAAAGGCCUCAUCACAGAGAACGUCAUCCGGGAGAACCAGUGGGGCGGGGUGGACAUCCGCCGGGGCGGCGUGCCCGUGCUCAGGAGCAACCUCAUCUGCUUCGGCUACUCAGACGGCGUGGUGGUGGGCGACGAGGGCAAAGGGCUGAUCGAGGGGAACACCAUCUACGCCAACAAGGGCUGCGGGGUGUGGAUGAUGUCAUCCAGCCUUCCCCACGUCACCAGCAACCAUGUCAGCUACAACGGCCUCUACGGAGUGGCCGUGUUCAGCCAGAAGGACGGCUCCGGCGAGCUUCCCGGAGGCCAUGGGGCCCAGGAGAACUUCAGCGAGGACGGGGACGCCAUCCUCUGGGAGACAGAGCUGGAGAAGGACGAUGACCCGCUGCGCCGGCCUGUCACCGUGGCACUCGUGGAGUCCAACAGCAUCAACCACAACGGGGCCUCGGGACUGUAUGUGCAGAGCAGUGAGGCGCUGCACGUGGUCACCAAUGUCAUCCACGCCAACGGGGACCGAGGCAUCACCGUCGCGCAGAGCAGCCAGCUCACCCGGGUGGCCAACAACAGCAUCUCCUGCAACCGGCAGAGCGGGGUCCGGGUGGAGGCGCCGUGCAAGGUGGAGCUCCGGGGCAAUGGCGUCUACGACAACCGUGGCCACGGCGUCAUCACCAAGGGUGACAGCACCGUGGUCAUCGAGAACGACAUCAUCGGCAACCGGGGCAGCGGGCUGCAGCUGCUGCCCAGGUCUGACACCAAGGUGAUAAAGAACCGGAUCCACUCGUUUCGGGCCUACGGCAUUGCCGUGCGGGGCCGCGCCAAAGCCCUGGUGCAGGAGAACAUCAUCUUCCAGGGCAAGAACAACAAGACCAUCUUCCAGCAGAUUGCGAACAACCGGGACUGCGUCAUGCAGAACAACAAAUUCUUGGUCUUCAAGAAAAAAUCAGACACGUGGCGCCUCGUGAACCCCCCAGCACGGCCCCACCUUGAGAACGCCCUCCGGGUUCCCUCAUCAGCCCACAGUGGGCAGAAAGUGACGGCCAUGGCGACCCGGAUCUCAGCCCGAGUGGAAGGCGGUUACCACAGCAACCGAAGCAUCUUCUGCACCAUCCUAUGAGAGGAGUCCUCGGCACGGGUCCUGGGGCUGGCCCAAGACUCUGGGAGCAGCCCCCUCUCACAGCCUGCUCUUGGGGUGCUGUGACUAAGAGGCACGGACGCCGUGGGGUGGAAAACGCAGUGACCAAUGAUGGCACUGGGUCGGGUCCCCACUGUCCUCAACUCCCCAGGCUUCCUGGGGAACUCAGAUCAUCAACCUGCCCACCCCCACCCCACCGCCUUUCUGCCCCAAGGUCCUCCACAUGGAGCACUGGGAGGGAUGAUUCUUGAGGAGAAAAUGGAACCAAAGGUGGUGGGUUCGGGCAGAAUUGGGGGAGUCAGAGCUUGGGAGUGAGGCGCACUCACUCCAGACUCUUCAUGGGAAUAGCCACCCUCACGUCCUGUGCUGUCCCUUUCCCCGACCUUUCUGUGGCCACCCGGGACCUCACCAGACUCCUUAGCUGUCCGCAGGGGCUGAUGUUCCUCAAGCACCUGGAUUUCUCCCUCCCUGGACAGAGAUGCGGGAGGCGUCCAGGCUGACGAGGGCUGCGUGCUCCUUGCCGGCCCCUCACAGUGCCCCCCAGACUCUGGAGGGCCACCCACACCAGCGGCCCUGCGGGAUCCAGUUCAUGUCUGCCCACAGGCCCCGCCGCUACCCCCCGCCCUGCCGUGGUUUCCCACUGUGCCUUGGCUCUCGCUCCCCACUCCUGCCAGCAUGCCUCCGCCUCGGUCAGCGCGCACACUGCCACCUCCUGAGCCCGCCCUCGCCGUGGCCGUGCCCUUCCCCCUCUGAGCCCCUCAGGUACUGAGCACUUUCUGCCUUGCUUGGCAUUUGCCCUGCCCCUCGUCCCUGCCUGGGAGGCCCUGUAGGGGCCCCGUGUCACGGUCUGUGUCCCCGGGACCCUGCUGGGCUGGAGGAGGUUCGGGAAGGGCCAGCUCCCGGAGGCCUCCCCUCGGCCAGCACAGGCACGCCCAGGUCCCCAGAGCUGGGGGCCCCCACCCACCCCGCCCCUCCUUCGGGGCCUCGGCCAGCCCCGGGGUUGCUGUCGAGCAUCUGCUGACGGCUCCCUGGGCUGGUUCUCCCCGGCCCUGGGUGCUGCUCUCGGGGUGGGCGCUGGGGAGCACGGACGAGAGGCCUGUCCCGCUUCUCUCGUGAGUCGCUGUACAAAAUGCUGCCUUUAUAAUUUUGUAAGAAACGGCUUUUCCGUGAACCAAGUGCUUUGACAAAUCUCAGCAACCAAAAUAAAAGUUUUUAUUUUAACAGCG
This is a messenger RNA of Sorex araneus (European shrew), 4314 nucleotides long. RefSeq names its product F-box protein 10 (gene FBXO10). The record is from RefSeq and is a predicted model, not a curated record. NCBI's taxonomy places the organism in Eukaryota, Metazoa, Chordata, Mammalia, Eulipotyphla, Soricidae. The transcript has 12 exons. Bases 119 to 3070 code for a protein of 983 amino acids. Gene Ontology annotation, biological process: regulation of apoptotic process; protein ubiquitination; ubiquitin-dependent protein catabolic process. Gene Ontology annotation, molecular function: protein binding.